UCCGUUGGAGGAUUGUUGUUGUUGUCAGCUAACUGUCAACCAGAGAGCUAUUUCUCUGAAUAAACCCACUCACCACAAUGUCUUCGGACUUUGAGACUUACGAGCAGGACUUUGGAACCCUCACAGCAGAGAUAACCAAUAAAGUUGGAAAAAUUCCUAAACUAAGUGGAGAGGAGAAGACACAGCUGGUUCUAAAUGUCGACAAACAGCUUGAAGAAGUCAGAGAGUUGUUGGAGCAGAUGGAUCUGGAGGUGCGAGAGAUUCCCAUCCAGAGCCGAGGCAUGUACAACAGCAGGCUGAAGAGCUACAAGCAAGAGAUGGAGAAGCUCGAGAAAGACUUUAAAAGGUCACGUAUUGCCUACAGUGAUGAGGUGCGCAACGAGCUCCUGGGGGAUGACGGCAGCUCCUCGGAGGGCCAGUUGAUAAAGUUACGUGAAGAGAGAGCGCAUCUGUUGGACAACACAGAAAGGCUUGAAAGGUCAUCACGGAGACUGGAGGCCGGCUACCAGAUAGCAGUAGAAACUGAACAAGUUGGACAGGAGAUACUUGCCAACCUGCACAGUGACCGUGAGAAGAUACAGAGGGCCAGAGAAAGGCUGAGAGAAACGGAUUCGAACCUGGGAAAGAGUUCUCGCAUCCUGACGGGCAUGCUCAGAAGGUAAGAGGCAGGAUCAUCCAGAAUCGUAUCCUGAUCUUCGUCCUCGGAGCCGUCAUCCUUCUCACUAUCAUCCUAGCCAUCUAUUUCAAUCUGCGAGGCCACUGAUCUCCAGCGUGCGCACACACGUUCCGCCCCCCUCCCUCCCAACACAAAUACAAACACACACACAUGUGAUUAAUAGCGACGAAAGCGUUGUUCUGCUGUAAUUAGGACAAAUGGUCCUCAUGAAUCACUGUUUCCAGAGCCUGACAAGGAGCUUUUUUUUUUUUCCUCAUUUCACGUUCCUUUGCUGUUUCUUUCUCUUUCUUUCCAUCUCUACCUUGUUUCCCCACUUUGCACUUCCCUUUCUCCUUCUUUUCUCUCUUUUUUCCUCCUCCUCUUGGUUUAGUCAUCUCUCUGUCAGGCUCUUUCUUACAUCUCCAGCGGGCAAAGAUGGGGUGUUUUUAUGAUUAUUGAAACUUGGUGUUGUUCUGAGUGUAGAUCUGCAGUCCAGUGUGUCCCCAGGUGAAUACACCUUGGUCAUUUUUUUCUGUAACAAAACGCUGAUUCUCACUGGGUGGGAUUUUUUUUUCUUUCUUCUUUAUUAGAGGGGGUCCAAGUGUCUUUCAAGGUGUAUUUGCAUGCAUGAAAGACAGAGUAACUGAGUUCCUCUCAUCUGUGUUUGCAUGAGUGACAGUGGUGGGCUGAGGAGGGGGAUGGAGGGGGGCUCCCACUGACACCAAAAGGAGACAUGCAUACUGAAGUAUGUGCGAGCUUCUGUAACUAAAUGAUUCAGCUGUUCUUCAUGUAGCCCCUACACAGCAGGACAGUGCCUUCAGAUAAGAUAUGCCGUUCACGCUCCCCCUUUAAAAAGUCCAGCAGAUCCCAAAAUAGACGCACGGCGCUGCCUCGAAAAAGAGAGUAUGCACAUUAAAAAGGUUGAGGUCAGUUCAACUUUGGUUUGUUCAGUCAGGAUGAAAGUAUUGUUUGUUUUAAUUAAAGGAGGCUGCUUCUUCGCAACAUUUGCAUUGAGGAACAAAUAUGGGUAUUUUUAAGAGAAUUUGAAAGAAAUAAAGUAUUUGAUGACAUUUUUAAGGCAAAAGGGAACUGACCCCAAUCUUGACCAAUACAAUACAUGGAAAACUUUAUCUGACAUUAUAUUAACAUAUUCAGUAUCCACAUAUGCUACAUUGCACUCCUCAGUCACACAUCAUAACUCAUUCCUAUGGACCUUUUAACUGUCAUUGUAAAGAUUAUAGGCAUCAUACUGUAUGUACUAACAUAAUAAUAGACAUCAUGUAUAGCUUUUGGGCUUUCAAUUCAUGUGAAUCUGUUUCUUUUUAUUUAUAAAUUAAAUUUCCAGUUAAAAUAUAUAUGUUAGAAGUGUACAUUUUAAGAUGUUUAAUGUUGACAUUAUUUACAGUUUGGCUGUUGCCUGAUGCAGACUGCACACCAGGACCAAGCGAAAUGUGUGGAUUUCUAGUUUUCUUUUACUUUGUUUUUUUCUUGUUCUUCUUCUAUAAAUGUAUCUAACUUGUUUUAGAGCUUUUAAUGUUUGUUCUAUAUUUUCCACGUCAAGUUCUGACGAUCAUGACACAGUCCCCGUUUCUAUGUUUGCCUGUAUGCAGACUGACGUUGUGAUACACUUGAAGUGUUGAACUGCUGUGUAAUUCUUCAGGGAGUCUUGGAAGAUCUAAAUUUAAGAGCAUAUUUGGAGAGUUUUUCUGAAGUUAGAUAUAGUAUGGUUUGAAUAGUAAUGCUCAGUGAGCCGGAAGCGCACACACACACACACACACACACACACACACACACACACGUACAGUACAUGCACUGGAGUGCGCAUCUGUCUCAUGUGGUUGGUGUGUCGGUUCCCACUAAGCACAUUUGCUAUUCUGUUUCAGGGCCAUAGUCUUCAUUUUCGACGGUACUGGGGAGUCGUCCCCUCCCGCCCCCGAAAAACACACGCAUACACAAUACACACACGUGCACGCACACACUUCCAAAGUACCUCCCCUGUCGGCCACCAUUUCACAGGCCCUCGCCAGCCGCUGCGCCGUCACCGGCUUCAAAGCCUCAAAUUAAUGGCCAACAAAAUAGUGUGGCUCCGACUGUCCCACGCGGGGCCGGCCCACCAAGACUUAUCAUUAAAGUCAAGGAAUAAUGAAAAAGUGCAGGAAGAAAAGAGAAGAGAAAAGGAAGGAAGUGAAUAAGGAAGGGCGUAGGUGGGGGGUGCCAGGGCGGAGGGGGGGGUUCCAUUCCCUGGCAGCUUGACAAACCUCAUCUGGUAAUGACCGUCGGUGACGGCGCUUUCACCCAGUCAAAGUGCGCCGUGUGUGUCUGCCCGCAUGUGCAGCCUGCCUGAAGUGUUCUCCGUCUUUCUCUGCCUCCCCAUCCCUGCCGCUCCCCCGUUCCUUCCCUCUCUACCUCUCCUGCCACCUUUCUCUCCUCCUGCCCGUCCUCCCCUCCCCUCCUCUCCUCUCCUCUCCCUCCCAGCCUGUCAGACGAGCGGAGCAGUAGCGAGCGAGCGAGCGAGCGGUGGAAGGCAGCGUGGCGGCGGCUUCUAUUUGAAGUUGUAAUGGUGUCAAAAAGUCAGGGCUGACUGACAGACGUCAGUCCCACAGGGCCUCAUUAAAAACAGACCCACUUGACAAGGAAAUAAUUGAGCGCCGGCGACACCUCAGAGGGCCCCUCCGCAUUUUUAGAUGUUUUUAUUUUCUUUUCAUUAUUACCGCCGAGCUAUUAUGUUCAUUAAGAAAUGGCAUUAAAACAAGUUUUUAUAAGAGGGGAGAGGCAGGUUGGGAGUGGGGGGGGGGGUCAGAGAAAAAGACGGAUGUAUGGAGGUGGGGAGAUAACGAUUUGUUUAGAGCCCCCGUUCUGUUUUAUUAUUUAAACAGGAGCACUGUCAUGUGAUACCAUGGCAGACGUUGGCUAUCAUCUCUCCUCUCUGUCUCCUUUUCUCCUUUUUUUUCCUCUUCCCUUUAUCCUCUUCCCUCUCUUUCCCCCCCUCCUCACUUUUUGUCAUCCCUUCCUUCGUGCAUCCUCCAUUUUUUUUUUCUAGUUCUCCUUUCUCCAUCCUUUUCUCUCUAAGCAGUGGGUGUCAUUGGAAUAUGAACUAGAUUAUUCAUCAGUGUGCCCCCCCUCCCCCCAACACACACACACACACACACACAGCCCUCACACACACAUACAACUCACUAUUACUCCUUAAAUUUGCUGAUUUAGUUUUCGACGAGCGUCUCAUCGCAGUAGGCUGAGAAUGAAAACUUGUCAAAAAUAGGUUAUAUCUUAUUCCAAGGGGCAACAAUAGCAGCAGGUACAGACACCUCUUAAUAUUUAAUUUAGAAGGGUGUUAACCCUCCUUAAGUGACUGGAGCUAUGUCUUCCAUACAGACACCAGGCGGGACGAGGAAGGGGGGGAUGAUAAAGACAGAGGAGCGAUUAAUUUCUUUUUAUGUCUGAGAAGUGAUUUUGAAGCUAUUUAUGUUUCCUCCCAUUUGCCUAGGAGACAAUUUAGUUGUUCAGCGUCCCUAUUUUUGUUUUUCCAGACAUAUCCUCAACCUGGAUGCCCUGUGACAGCUAAAAAAAAAAAACAUCCUCUCUAUUUAUGUUGUCACACAAAUAGUGGUUCUUUUAUUUUAUAGUGUAAAUGAUAUUCCAGAUAAUGAAUACGGCCCUGCAUCAGGCCGUCUCCAUAACGAUGCCCCGCUUCCAAGGAAGCUCAGCAGCACCACACUCUCUGGUCCUUUCCACAAGGUCUACAGAAAACAUAGAAAUGGAAGACUCUUCAACAAGGAGCCUCUGUGAUGCGCCGCCAUUACAAAAAGCCAGAUGUUUGUCUGCCUUUUAAGACAACAAGGGAUUGUGACAAGCGUUUGUUUGAGCGGGCUGUUCCCGUGCGGGGCGGGCCUUAAACUGGAUAAACGGCACCAGUGGUGGGAUCGCAACAGGAGGGUAGGCGCUUCAUCUUCAGGAGUGUCCACAUGCCGUCAUCCGCCACACACACACACAAACCACCGCACAUGUAUAUUAAAGGAGGCCCUGCAACAACGGCUAACCCAGAAAGAAACAAACACAAUGACGCUGUUUGAGAACUACAAUGAGUAUUCUUCUGUUUGAUUCAGUGAAAGCACAACGCUGCACGUAUGGUGCCCCAUUAAGAGAACACACGCGCACACACACACAAUCUAGUGUAUGGCCGUUUGAAAAGGAGCCAUGUUCUCCAUUUGUACAUGCCACCAGUCCCAGCAGAAUGGCUCUCUUUCUCCCAUCAGCCCUUUAUCUGACUUUUCUGUCGCCCCGUCAGCACCAUUAGCCAUUUUAUUGCGGUUUGCUUAAGAUGAAAUGACAAUGGCCGCCAUUAUUUCAGGAAGCCACAGUGUGCAGGAAUCCAUACAUGGAUGUCUGUGCGCUUGUGUGUAAAUGAUGUGCCCCCCCCACCCCACCCUGUAGUUGAAAUGGUGCCGGAGUGCUUGGAGAACGGGGGAAAUGCUGGACCGUCCGUGCAUAUUCAAGUCCAUCUGUUAAAUCUGUACGACUCAUUUGUCCUGUUGUCUAGGUUUCACCGGUUCAUCUUGUUCUCUUCAGGUGGACCAGUGAGAUUCUAAUCUGCACUAAACUUGACUUGUGUGAUCUCUGUCAGUUUCUGUGUUGUUCAAUAUCUGUGAUUAAAGCAGUUCUGAAUUGCAGUAACCAAGAUGCCAUGUCAUAACUUGCAUAUCCAGAGGUGUCAAGUAACGAAGUACAAAUACUUUGUUACCUUACUUAAGUAGAAAUUUUGGUUAUCUAUACUUCACUGGAGUAAUUAUUUUUCAGACGACUUUCUACUUUUACUCCUUACAUUUUCACGCAAUUAUCUGUACUUUUUACUCCUUACAUUUUAAAAACAGCCUUGUUACUCUAUUUCAUUCCGGCCUU
This is a messenger RNA of Cololabis saira (Pacific saury), 5551 nucleotides long. It is a transcript of the gene vti1a, whose product is annotated as vesicle transport through interaction with t-SNAREs 1A. The coding region runs from base 78 to 662 and encodes 194 amino acids. The transcript has 9 exons. NCBI's taxonomy places the organism in Eukaryota, Metazoa, Chordata, Actinopteri, Beloniformes, Belonidae. Gene Ontology annotation, molecular function: SNAP receptor activity; SNARE binding. Gene Ontology annotation, biological process: vesicle fusion with Golgi apparatus; macroautophagy; intracellular protein transport. The record is from RefSeq and is a predicted model, not a curated record. Gene Ontology annotation, cellular component: endoplasmic reticulum membrane; ER to Golgi transport vesicle membrane; SNARE complex.